AUGGCGCUCACAUACCAGCAGUCCAAGCUGGUCAAGGACACCAUCCCGGCUCUUCGUGAGCACGGUGAACAGAUCACGACCAUAUUCUACAAGACGAUGCUCCGGGACCACCCCGAGCUGCACAACAUGUUCAACAGCGUCAACCAGAAGAACGGCAGGCAACCUCGGGCGCUAACAUCCGUCAUCCUCACCUUUGCUUCCAACAUAAACCACAUCAGCGAGCUGAUCCCAAAGUUCGAACGCAUGUGCAACAAGCACUGCUCUCUUGGCGUCCAGCCGGAGCACUACGAGAUAGUCGGCAAGUACCUGCUUCGCGCUUUUAGCGAGGUGCUCGGCCCGGCCAUGACGCCGCAAACAUUCGCUGCCUGGGAGAAGGCCUACUGGCUCCUAGCCAAGAUGUUGAUAGGACGUGAGCAGCAGCUCUACAAGGACUUUGAGAAGUGGACUGGGUGGCGCAAGUUCAAGAUCGACCGUGUCGUUCCCGAGACGCAGAGCAUCUACUCCUUUUACUUGGUGCCGCUGGACGGCAAGAAGCUGCCCAAGUACUUCCCGGGCCAGUACGUUUCAUUGCGUAUCCACAGCCCCGAGGGCUACAUGCAGGCCCGCCAGUACUCGCUCAGCGAUUACCCCAGGGAAGACUACUAUCGCAUUACCGUCAAGCGCGACGAGGGCACCCGCUACUCGAACUCGGUCUCUAAGUCUUACUUCCACCCGGGUCUCGUCUCGAACAUGCUCAUCGACCACAUGGGCGUCGGCUCUACGGUCGAGCUGUCGCACCCAGCUGGUGAUUUCUUCCUCGAUAUCAACAAUACCAGCAUGAUGCCUCUGGUUCUCAUCUCGGCCGGUGUUGGCGUCGCUCCUCUGAUGGCUAUGGCCAACACCGUUACCAAGCUACAGCCGGGUCGACCGAUCUCGUGGAUCCACGGCUCGCGUUACCAGGUGCCCUUCGAGAGCCACAUCCAGCAGCUCAAGCGCCAAAACCCGGCGUUCCGCACCAACAUCUUCAAGACCCACCUCGCCGACAGCGAUGUCGUCGGUGUCACCUACGACUACGACUUUCGCAUGGAUCUCGCCCGCGUUAACCCCGAUGAUCUGUUCCUCACCAAUUCUGGGACUGAGUACUACAUCUGCGGCCCAGAGCAGUUCAUGCUUGAGAUGUCCGACUAUCUUAAGUCCCAGGGUGUGCCAUCCAACCGCGUCAAAUUCGAGCUGUUCUCGACUGGCGAUCUUGCGUUCAAGCACUGA
Thermochaetoides thermophila DSM 1495 is the source of this 1245-nucleotide messenger RNA. RefSeq lists its product as uncharacterized. Lineage: Eukaryota; Fungi; Ascomycota; Sordariomycetes; Sordariales; Chaetomiaceae. Gene Ontology annotation, molecular function: oxygen binding; nitric oxide dioxygenase [NAD(P)H] activity; heme binding. The record is from RefSeq and is a predicted model, not a curated record. Gene Ontology annotation, biological process: nitric oxide catabolic process; cellular response to nitrosative stress. Gene Ontology annotation, cellular component: intracellular anatomical structure. Bases 1 to 1245 code for a protein of 414 amino acids. The transcript has a single exon.